Messenger RNA from Anolis sagrei ordinatus, 3777 nucleotides. RefSeq names its product cysteine rich hydrophobic domain 2 (gene CHIC2). Gene Ontology annotation, cellular component: plasma membrane; Golgi-associated vesicle. NCBI's taxonomy places the organism in Eukaryota, Metazoa, Chordata, Lepidosauria, Squamata, Anolidae. The record is from RefSeq and is a predicted model, not a curated record.
AGCGAGCGGAUGUUGUGGCGGUUGUUGUUGUUCCUGCGGCCCGCCCCCCUCCGCGGGAUCAGGACGGGCGCUUCCUGCCGGCCGCGCUGAGGGCGAGGAGGAGGAGGAGGACUGCGGAGGCUUCUUCUCCGGCCGAAGGAGCGGGAAGGCAGGGAGCGGCGGCGGCGCCUGGCUGGGUCUUCCCGCUCUCUCUCUCUCUCUCUCGCUGGCGGAGGCUUCAGGGCCUGCCUUCCGGCCCCGCGCGGCUCCUCGGCCGGGCCCCGUCGUGGCCAUGGCGGACUUCGACGAGAUUUACGAGGAAGAGGAAGACGAGGAGCGGGCCUUGGAGGAGCAGCUGCUGAAGCACUCGCCGGACCCGGUGGUGGUGCGCGGCUCCGGCCAUGUCACUGUAUUUGGACUAAGCAACAAAUUUGAAGCAGAAUUCCCUUCAUCGUUAACAGGAAAAGUUGCACCUGAGGAGUUUAAAGCCAGCAUCAGCAGAGUGAACAGCUGUCUCAAGAAAAACCUUCCAGUUAAUGUCCGAUGGCUUCUCUGUGGCUGCCUUUGUUGCUGCUGCACUUUAGGCUGUAGUAUGUGGCCAGUGAUCUGUCUCAGUAAAAGAACACGAAGAUCGAUUGAGAAGUUAUUAGAAUGGGAAAACAAUAGGUUAUACCACAAGCUGUGCUUGCAUUGGAGGCUAAGCAAAAGGAAAUGUGAAUCGAAUAACAUGAUGGAAUAUGUCAUUCUUAUAGAAUUUUUACCAAAGACACCAAUUUUCCGACCAGAUUAGCAUUGGCUUUACUUAAGAGACUUCCCAAGUAUGUUGUCUUUUCCAAUGGUGCCUUGCUUGGUGCUCUCCUGGUGGUGAUAUAGCAUUGGUUCUACAGAAUCUUGUGGUGUUCUUCAUUCAGUAAUUCUUUUCUCUUUUUGUAGCAGCAUGUUCAAAGUGUAUUUUGUAAAAAUUUGCAGAAGCCAUUUCAUGCAAAUGUCGGUGUGAUUUAAGUUAUUACCCGCCCCUCUUUCUGUUAUAAAUAAUUCCUGAUUUUUCGGCUAUGCCAUUCUUUUAUACAUACACACAAACGUGUAUAUGCGCGCACACACAGAGCUCUAAACAAAAGCAGCUAUAAGUGAGAUAUUUUAACCCUGACUUUCACAUCUGUAAAAUUGUGAAAAUUGGCAAUCACUUUAACCUAUGCACUCAUGUAUUCUCCAAAUAUUUGCAUAUUUUGGCAGUGACACAUUUGUAUAUAUCAGGUUUUUUUCUUCCCCUUCCUUUUGAGACAAAUAAUUCAGCCAUCUGUGGAGUCACUAUCAGCGUUUCUUGAUAUAACUUCCUUGAAAGCCAAACGUCUCUUCAGUUUCAAUUUUUUUCCAUGAAGAAAUUCCAUCUGCUCUGAAGAUGUUCCUCCUCAAGAAACCUGAACUCAAACUGCAGUUAUUCCACUAGAAGAAUCUGGUAGAUUUGCAUGUGUCCAAUGGUUAAUACUGCUCAGGAUCAUAAACUAAUAGUAUUUUAUAGAGGGCUGGUUCACAUAUAACAAUAAUAAUUAAGAGAUUUUGGGCAUGGGGGAAUGGAACAUACAGUCUUGCAAUCAGUUUCCAAUCUCUUAAUCAUCCUUCUUUCUUGUAAAAAAAAGAGACUAAUUAUAUGUUUGCACCAACCCCAUGUAUGGAAGGGUAUGUGAGGAUGUGUGCAUGCCCUGGAAUUGUGCAUACGUAUUGUGGCUAAUGCCAUGUAACAGCUUUACUGUCUUUAUUGUUUACCAGAUCUAAUAGUACACAAGGAUGCAAGAUUGUCAGAAAUAUAUUUGUUAAAACAGAUACUUAAGCAGUUUUGAGUUUUUAAGUGUUACAGUAUUUUGGUCCAGUACAAACAAAGUUAGUUGUUCUUAUGUUCCAUUAAAAUCACUGGGCCAAGUUAGUUGUGGCUUAAUGUUGUAUGGCUCACUCAUUUUGUGAGGCCGAAGAGCAGCUAACUUUUUUUGUUUCUUAUUUUUAAGUUUUCCAUUGGGGACGGGAUUUUUGUAUGUAAAACAUGGAUGACAUUGUACCAGAAGCUAUGGAUGUACGUAUUAAUAAUGUCUUGAUUUUUACAUCUGUGUGUCAGAUGUGUAAAUCAACAAUGGGUUAAUUGACUUAAUAGCUUACUGAAUGUUUUGGAUAAAUAUUUAAUGUACCCCAGAUUCUGUUCUUUUGUUUGUUUAUUCCAUGUUUACGUGGUUGACUUUCAGUUUCUUGUUUGUACUGUUUGCAGAAGAAAACAUUUUUUAAAAAUAGGGAUAUGUGAUAGUAUGCUUUGGUCAGGCCAAUUCUUAGUUUCUUGGCCGUGCAUAUCUUCAUGUAUUAUGUUUAAUGCGUACUUAAUACAGUUAUUUCUGAAACUUGUUUUGGGAUUUUAAUGGACUGUAACAUUAAGGGCCUGUUCUUCAUGUAGCAGAGCAAUAAUGUGAAUAGCCAACUAAUGCAACCUGCUUAAGUGUAUUAAUGAAAAGUUCACCCCACUGCAAGACCAUUUAAAUACAAGUUUCAUGUUACUGUCAUUAUACAGAUAUCUUUAUUGCUUGUUUACCAGUUAUUUCAACGUUUAUAAUUGAACUUCUCUGGGAAGGUAAACCUUCUUUGCAAUAGUCCUAGAAUGUUUUAGGUAGACUCUUUUUGCAUAUCACAACAUGCAAUUCACUGAUAUUUGACUUACACAUUUAUCUUACUGUUGGAUGCCAGAAUGCAAACGGAAUUUUAAGUACCAUUGCUUUCAAUGAGAUAUACUUAGCCUUCUCCCAUUGAAAUUAAAGAGAUUUUGGCUGACCCAUAUUCAUUUGCUUUGGCUGAAAAUAAGGGCCUAGGAGGCCUUUAAAAUAGAUAGACUUACUCAAAAUUUCAAAAAUAACUUACUGAGGUCCAUUUUCUGCUUGUUUUGGAUAUGAAAAUUAGAAUAUAUUCCCCUUAUAACUGGUGGAUUGUCAUUAUAAUAUGUUUAAAACAUUCAAGUUUGGGGACCACCUUUGUAAUGAAAGGUUUGGGUCAUGAUUUUUCAUUUAAUCAAGCAAGAGUACAUUCCAGCACAGAUUUGGGUUCAGCACAGAUCUGGAUGCACUGGUUGCACUCCCACAAGAUGAGCCAGGGCAUUCUGGCUUGAAAUGAGUGUGUAGUGUGCUAAACAAACCAUGGAGCUCAGCUUUGCAGUUGGUUUUCAUUUCCCUUCCCUGGUUUGUUCCCUUCGAAGAAACUCAGGACAGCAUCCACAAUGUGUUCUUUGUUGCCAGAUGACAUUAUACAGCAAACCCCCAUGGUUUGUUCAUCAACACACUAGUGCUUCAUGUCAGUCCCAUAUUACACCAAGGUGCCCUAGGUCCCUUCUACACUGUCAUAUAAUCCAGAUUAUCAAAUCAGAUAAUCCACAUUAUCUGCUUUAAACUGGAUUAGCUGAGUCUACACUGCCAUAUAAUCCCAUUCAAAGCAGAUAAUCUGGAUUUUAUUUCACAUUGUAGAAGGGACCAAGGAUUCCUGACUGUUUAAAUUCUUGGAUUUGAGUAGCUUUAAUUAUUCUUAAAAUCCGUAUUGGAACACGGUCUUGAUUGAUUAACAUGAAUCAACAGAGGGAAAACUCAUCCGUUCUGCUUGAUUAACAAAGUUCUCAUAGAUUCUAACUAUUUUCUAGAACACAAGCCCAAGGUUUUUCUAUUACCUGUUGUAAAAAUAGUUCUUUUUUUGCAUUUUCCAUGUUUUUGAAUCAAAUGGGGACCCCGAGCAUGUAUAGAAGUUUUAUUCGCAUAUUAAAAUUCCUAUAUGUGUACAGUG